CUGUCAAUCACGGCGAAAGUCUCCGCCCACUGAUGACAUCACAGGCUAACCAGAGUUUCUGCAUUGCAGAAAAAGAAACAUCGACUGUCAGAGUGAAAGAAGUAUGAUGAUGGCGGAGGCAUCAGCCUCAGAUCUGUUCUCAGAGCAGGAGUUAACCUGCUCCAUCUGUCUCGAUGUGUUUGAUGAACCUGUCUCCACUCCCUGUGGACACAACUUCUGCCAGGCGUGUAUUGGAGGUUACUGGGCAUCCAGUGUGGUCUGUACCUGUCCGCUCUGUAAACGUCAGUUUGAUGAACGCCCUCAGCUCAGCGUCAACAAAGUCUUCGCUCUCAUAGCAGAUAAAUACAAAGAAGCUCAAUAUGACGCAGCAGGGUUACCAAUGCCCGCCAGGAAUGGAACACCGGGGGUGACGGGGGCCAUGACAACACACACAUCCAGCACCAACCCGUUUAUGCCGUCAUAUGGUGAGGAGGUGGUGUGGUGCGAUAUCUGUACAGGUCUUAAAAAACCCGCUGUCAGCUCCUGUCUCACCUGCACGGCUUCCUACUGCACUGAGCAUGUGCAGCCACAUCAGACCACACCCUUCUAUGCCAAACACCCGCUGUUGGACCCUCAGGAGGCCCUCAGGGGCCGCACAUGCUCGCAACACCACCGCCUGCUGGAGGUGUUCUGUCGGACAUGUCAGCGCUGCAUCUGUGCCAUUUGUGUCCUGGAGGAACAUCGAACACACAAAACUGUUUCAGUCCAAACUGAGAGACUCAGCAAACAGAAACAUGUAGCGAGGACGGAGCAAGAGAUUCUGAACCGGAUCAAAGAGAAAGAGAUUUAUGUGACUCAGUUGAAGAGGAAACUGCAAGGAGUAAAGACGUAUGCAGACAGUGAGCGAGGUGAGGUGGAAAACCUCCUGGAUGAAGUGUCAAGCUCAUUGGACAGGAUCCGGUCUCAGGUGGUGGGCGGGAUUGAGAUCCAGCUUGAUGCCGUGAUGUCGAAGGGGGAGGGGCUUGUGGACCGACUGGAGGCAGAGCUAAGCCAGUUAACUGAGAGGAGGGCAACGCUGGAGGUCCAAGCCAUCAGUCAGGACCACAUUGGCUUCCUGCAGAGCUAUGAGAAGGCCACAGCUCCUCUCUCUGAGGACGAGCAGAGGGAGGUGGAUGAGGAUGAGGAGUUCUCCCUCCACUUCGCCCUGGGGGAGGUGAAAAGCUCUCUGUCCGAGGUGAAGGAGAAGAUGGACGACAUUCGGAUGGGGGAGGUUCGGUCCAGAGGCAGCAGAGGUUCCUUCUCGUCGGGGGAUCUGAUGGUGGCGGAGAGCAUGCUCAGUCUGAGGGCAAGCAGCGCCAGUUUGAGGAAGAGUCACUGGUCUCUGAAAGAUCAUAAGAAGCACAAAACAGUCUCAGGACACAAGAAGGCUCGAGUCUACAUGGAGGACGUGAUGUUGAACCCGGUGACGGCGUAUCCCUUCCUCAUCCUGUCUGAGGACAGGAAGCAGGUGAAGAGAGGAGAGAAGCUGCAGUUCUACAGAAACAGUCAGCAGCGCUUCGACGUCUGGUCCUGCGUCACCGCCAAAGAAGGGUUCAGCACGGGACGGCACUACUGGGAGGUGUUUGUUGGGGAGAGUAAGGACUGGAAGCUGGGAGUGGUCAGCGAGUCUGCGCAGAGGAAAGGUCUGUUCGACAUGAGUCCAACUAACGGGUACUACGCCAUCUGGUGGAGCGGCAGCCAGCUGCGAGCGCUCACUGCACCUCCUCUUACCAAGGUGAAGAGUCCUCCGAAGCUGCGUCAAGUGGGCGUGUUCCUGGACGUGGAGGAGGGUCAGGUGUCCUUUUACAACGUGAAGUCUGGCUCCGAGAUCUACAGCUUCAGCGGACCCUCCGAGUUCACCGAGAGGAUGUUCCCUCUGCUGGGCACCGGGGACAAAGAAGUCCCCCUGGUCCUCGGGUCCACUCAGCACCAGCUGGCCUGAAGGACCAGAGGACCAGGCAGAGGGACACAGACGUGGGGGAAGGGGGGGGGGAUGCGAAAGGGGGUCAAAACCUAAACGAAGAAGGGAGAGAAAUGGGGGGAGGAGGGAGGAAGACUGACAGACGCACUGGGACAGUGACAGACGAUUGCGGCCAUGUUGGAUGAUACAGUUCUAUAAUGCCGCUGCCAUGACAACAAAUAAUAAAUUUAGUGUCUAAUCAUAAUGAGAAAAAAGUGUCAGUUUAUAAGAUUGUUUUGAUGUUCUAAUUAGGUCCUUUAAAUGUCAUAACAAAAGUAUCACGCUGUAACGUUUUCACGCUGUAACGAGAUCUCUUUGAAUCAUUAAGACAGCCUCUUGUUUUUUCAUUUCUAUUCUAAAAUCUGAUCAUUUUCAUGGUUUACUAAGAGACUUUCAAUGUUCCAGCAGGAUUUUCUUUGAUUAAACACCCUCUUUAAAUGCUGUAACACGAUUCUUUCUACGGAAGCCCUAAGUGGACAAUCACGCAUUUUGAUUUGGCUCCAUAUUCCCGCGAUCAGGAGUCAUUUUCCGGUUGUUUUCGCGAGAUGUUGACUUAUUUUAAUGUGGUUAUAUCAGGACAACAACGCUGUUUGCCUGUGAUAACGAGUUCAUUUUUAGGAGAUCUCAAAAGAAAAAGAAGACUAAAAUAAACCUGUUAUCAGGGGAAAACCAGCUUUGUUAUCCUGAGAUAAACAGAUACAUUAGUCAAGAAAAAAAAACAGGAAUUUACUUUUUGCAGGAAAACAGAUUAAACUCAAAUGUAUUGAUGUAUGUCCUCUUAGGGCAUCCGUACUUUUGAUGAAUUAGCAAGAUAUUUUUCAAAGUAAGAAAAAGUUUUUGUAAAGUUUCAAGUAAAAUUAAAGUUUUUUUUAGUUUAAAUGUCAUUGCAAGAUCCUGUUGAAGUUAUAAAAAUGCUGAAUUUAAAGCUUUAACAAGAUCAUUUUGAUAAUCUACCAAGAUUCUGUCACGAUGAAGAGAUCUUUUAAAAAAGAAAUGUUUUUACAAGAUCCUUCUCCUGUAUUUGCAAGAUGAAUUUCAUGCUGAAACAGUUUAACAUUCUUGCUCUGGAUCCGUUUCAUUUUGUUCAAAGUGAGCCAAGUUCUGUCCACGAUCGAGUCGGAUGUUUUCAUAUUGAAACCUGAUCCUUUCUUGCUCUAGUGAGAUCCUUGUCACUCAGAUUACGUUUCUGUUUAUCCUGUAACAUGUUUUUCAGGUUCCAACAAAACCCCUUUUCCUUCUACCAGCCCGACAUGUUUCAUCAUAACGAGAUCCUGUAAAUGUUCUGGCACUAUGAGGAACCUUUUUUUAUAAUGUGAUUACUGAAGCUCAAACAUGAUCAUGCUCUUGCCAUAUCUUCAUGUUUUAACAACACAUAUUUCAUCAUCCAGGAGUUUAGUUUUUUUUCAUGAUCCGUCUGCACACAGUGUUUGAAUAAGUAAGUUUGUUUUCACGGAUGAGUUGAUUUUUACUAUGAAGCAAAAAGAAAAUAGAGGUCUUCUGGUAUAUCAACGCUUUUUGUUGUCACAGUAGCGGUGAUCCUGUUUUAAAAACAAGGUCCAUCUGGAGGUCUUCGUGUUUCUGCAGACUUUGAGUUUUUUAGUUAUUAGGAGACAGGAAAUGGUGUAUUCAGAUAUUUUUCUAACAGAAUGAUUAUUUACUGAGAUUUGUUAAGUGGAAGUAUGUUAAACACAAAACUGUUUUGAAAUAAAUGCAAAUAAAGAA
Molecule: messenger RNA, 3700 nt
Organism: Labrus mixtus (cuckoo wrasse)
Lineage: Eukaryota; Metazoa; Chordata; Actinopteri; Labriformes; Labridae
Product: E3 ubiquitin-protein ligase TRIM21-like
Exons: 13
Coding region: 104-1960 (618 amino acids)
Molecular function (GO): protein binding; zinc ion binding
Source: RefSeq, a predicted model, not a curated record